Molecule: messenger RNA, 714 nt
Organism: Drosophila grimshawi
Lineage: Eukaryota; Metazoa; Arthropoda; Insecta; Diptera; Drosophilidae
Exons: 1
Coding region: 213-356 (47 amino acids)
Source: RefSeq, a predicted model, not a curated record
AGCCGGCGAAAGCUUGCCGCGAACGGAGUCGCUAUCCGCUGCGAAUUCGCCGCUGGUAUAUAAGGCGUCAAGCAGGGCGCCUACUGCAAAUACGUUUGUUGGUUCGCCUUGCUCGCUUCGUCGUUCCGUUCGCUACUCGACUCGCAACUCGCAGCUCACAGCUCCCAGCACCCAGCUCCCAGCUCACAGUUGACAAAAUCACAGUUCGCAAUAUGUGGUCCAAGGUAGCCAUUGUUGGUGCUCUGCUCGUGAUGGGCGGCACCCUCGCCGUCAGCGUUGGGGACAACUUUGCGUAUGUGGAUCGUUCUCUGGAAGUGGCCAUGCCCAAGGCGAAGCGUCAUGCGGCGCAGGAUUGAUGGCGACGGUUCAGGAUGCGCAACUAGUACCAAUUUGACAGUGCCACACAACCUGAUCUAGUUCAUUAAGUAAUCAUCCAAAUUGUUAUUGUGAACAGUUUUCAAUUGUUAAAUAAUUCUAUAGUAUCGCUAUACUCGCUUGCCACUGUGCACAGUUCAAGUGAACUAUAAGCGUGAACCAGUUCUUCAUAUCCCCCAUGCCUCCUGCCGACACGAACAACUGUCAGACACCUAUUUUUUUUUUGUUUUUUUUUUCUGUUUAGCUUGUAGCUUUAGCCGCUUAAGUUCCUCCAGUAUAAACACAAAUGCAUGUUUGUAAAUAGUUAAUAAAGAAAUAAAAGUACGUUAAUCGAAAGAA